This is a messenger RNA of Heterocephalus glaber (naked mole-rat), 683 nucleotides long. NCBI's taxonomy places the organism in Eukaryota, Metazoa, Chordata, Mammalia, Rodentia, Bathyergidae. The record is from RefSeq and is a predicted model, not a curated record.
AUGACAAACACAAAGGGAAAGAGGAGGGGAAUCCAGUAUAUGUUCUCUAGGCCUUUUAGAAAACAUGGGGUUGUUCCUUUGGCCACAUACAUGAGAAUCUACAAAAAGGGUGAUAUUGUAGACAUCAAGGGAAUGGGUACUGUUCAAAAAGGAAUGCCAUUCAAAUGUUGCCAUGGCAAAACUGGAAGAGCCGGAGUCUACAGUGUUACCCAGCAUGCUGUUGGCAUUGUAAACAAGCAAGUUAAGGGUGAGAUACUUGCCAAGAGGAUUAAUGUGCAUAUUGAGCAUAUUAAACACUCAAAGAGUCGAGAUAGCUUCCUGAAACGGGUCAAGGAAAAUGAUCAGAAAAAGAAGGAAGCCAAAGAGAAAGGUACCUGGGUUCAACUGAAGUGCCAACCUGCCCCACCCAGAGAAGCACACUUUGUAAGAACCAAUGGGAAGGAGCCUGAGUUCUUGGAACUUAUUCCCUAUGAAUUCAUGGCAUGAGCUGGGGAUGUAACUCUGCCAAGUAGCACAUAAUUAUCUGCUGAGUGCUCUAAACCCUACUUAAAAAAUCAUCCUGUGUUGUAAGGAUGGUUUUCUUAAUUGAACAGGUGUGUGGUGCCUUUACCUCAGAGAAACAAAUAUUUGGAGCAGAUUCUCAUUAUACCUAGUUAACUGUGUCAGGUCUUUACUCUUCAGUG